This is a messenger RNA of Fusarium redolens, 2063 nucleotides long. RefSeq lists its product as uncharacterized. Gene Ontology annotation, molecular function: zinc ion binding; DNA-binding transcription factor activity, RNA polymerase II-specific; DNA binding. Gene Ontology annotation, biological process: regulation of DNA-templated transcription; DNA-templated transcription. Lineage: Eukaryota; Fungi; Ascomycota; Sordariomycetes; Hypocreales; Nectriaceae. Bases 82 to 1653 code for a protein of 523 amino acids. Gene Ontology annotation, cellular component: nucleus. The transcript has 4 exons. The record is from RefSeq and is a predicted model, not a curated record.
GCCUCAUCCUCAAUCAUGACGUCUUAAAUACUUUGCCAACUCCUCCUCACGAUACAAUCUUACAACUAAUGAAUCGUGGCCAUGCGACCCCCAACGGCGUGUUUGAACUGUAGAACUUCUAAGCGCAGAUGUGAUCGGGCAGACAACUCUGUAGCAUGUUCCCAAUGCGUUCAACGAAAUUUGCAUUGUCCUGCUGCUAUCACCAGCCCCCAACUUCCAAGAGCAUCAGAAGUUCAGGAGCCUCCGCGCUCGGUUCAGUCAAUCCAUACACAAGACGAGAAGAUGUACUUAGUAGGUCUAUACUUUCGUUUCAUCCACGAUUCCCCUCACAGCCUCUUCCACGAGCCCACGUUCAAAGUCAGCGUUGCGGAAGGCACAGUAUCUAAACCUGUCCUUCUUGCUAUGCUAGGUUUGUCUGCAAGAUUCGCGACAGAUCCUGACGUUGUUGCUCGUGGGCCAAUGUAUCGCGCUCAAGCUACUGCAGCAUUGAAGGAAGACUUGGAGCAUAUCUGUAUUGAGAACAUCCAAGCUUGUAUUCUUGUCGGCAACAACUUCUUUGGUGAAGGUGAUGCAGAUGCUGAGUCUUUGUAUUUUGGACUCGCAAGCCGAAUGACUCAAAUCCUCAAGCUCGGUGAACUUGACGAAAGCGAUGAUGGCGUGAGACGAGAGGUCAAGAGACGCAUAUUCUGGACGUGCUUCAUUAUCGACACUUGGGCCAGUGGAGGCUCCAAUCUAUCGCCACAAUUCAGAUGGCGAACUAAACAACCUCGAGGGCCACUCGACGAGAAUAUGUUCUACCACAUGAGAUCUGGAGACAGAGAUGUCGCAGACUCAGACUGGAAGCCUGGGCUAUGGGCUCACAUGGUCAGACUGGUUGGGUUAUAUGCUCAAAUACAGGAGCUUCAGCAAGAACUAGCGAAUACAGCUGAGUGGAACGAAUCUUUUAUAGAUGAGUCAGUGCAGAGGCUGGAGACUGAGCUCAGUUCUUUUGAAGAGGGUCUAGGUCCUGGGUUAAUGUUCUCAAGGGAAAAUCUGGCUUCUUUUGUCAGCCGUGGUUUAGGACGUGUCUUCAUAGCCUUUCAUCUCGGCUAUCAUCACUACUACACGCUGUUAUUCUACCAAUAUCUCGAUCAUCGCCGACCACCUACAAGAAAUGGCCGCAAGUACGCUAGCUCCUGCAAAGCUCAUGCUGCCAUUGUAUGCGACGUUCUGAAGGCUUCGCGGGAGGUCCCUGGGGCGGAAGCCGUCUACAACAUCGUAGGUCAUGUAACAAUCGUGUCCUCGUCAGUGUUGUUGCACACAUACCUAUUUGGAGAGUCCCAUGAGCUUGAAGAGUCUCGAGACCGGCUCAGUUCAAACCUCGAGUCAUUGGUACAACUACGAAGUUACUGGCCAAGCGUGGAGAUGAUGAUCAAACGACUAGUUGUCUUUCAGAAGAACUGUAUGCAAUCGAUGAACGCAGAGUCUUACCGAUUUGACAAGUGGAUGGUCAAGUUUCUAAUUGCCCAUGCACUUGCUCUUGAAGACAAGGUUGAUGAUAGUUGGUCGGCUGCCAGCGUUGAUGCAACAAGCGGAGAUACGCAUCUAGAACGAGGUCGCAUUACUCAAGCAAUGAUCAUGGAGAUCCAGAACUACGAUGCAGAGGCGAUAUAAGAUGUUCGGAAAUUCCAAUAAUUAAGGCGCAUCACACAGAUUGUUUUGGUUUCUGUGAAGAGUAUAGUGCAGGUGAACCCAAAGAGUAAACUUUUGACAAUGGUCGAAGCUCAAUAUCGUGUAGCUCUUGGCUUAUCGCGACGCGACGCGACGAGAUUGUCAGUGGGGUGGGCAGAUCAGUUAGGGGGUUAGCAUAGUAAGAAUAUGCCGAGCUAAAAAGCCGAAGAUAAACGGAGAGUGUUGACGUAAGUAGGCCAACUACAACACUUCAAAGCCGCAAGCUUAAGCCAAUCAUCAAGCGCCAAAGCCGGAGCUAAGUUCACUACCGCUCAUUGAGCCGAGAUCCCUGUUUCCAAAGAUUCGGGCUCCACAAAUCGGCACUCUGUAUCGCCUCCAAAAGUAAAAUCAGG